Molecule: messenger RNA, 1444 nt
Organism: Priapulus caudatus
Lineage: Eukaryota; Metazoa; Priapulida; Priapulimorpha; Priapulimorphida; Priapulidae
Product: cathepsin O-like
Exons: 10
Coding region: 7-1038 (343 amino acids)
Cellular component (GO): lysosome
Molecular function (GO): cysteine-type endopeptidase activity
Source: RefSeq, a predicted model, not a curated record
UGAAAUAUGGCUGCGCCCACGAAAUACUUAUUUUUACAUGUUUUGUUUUGUGUGGUUGUUAUUUUGCUUUAUACGUAUGUCAGUGCUAACACAAAUCGCAAAAUAGAACAACUAUUUAAACAAUAUAUUGCAAAAUAUAAUAAGACCCAUGUAGAAGGUAGUAAGGAAUACAUUUUCAGAAUGAAUGUGUUUGAGAAAAGCUUGAUCCGACAUGCAAAGUUAAAUUCUAAAACAGUCUCUAUAGAAAAUGCACAGUUUGGUAUUAAUAAAUUUUCUGACAUGACUCCUGAGGAAUUUCAAGUUAAAUUCUUAAAACUGAAACAGGAGCCAGCUGAGCCAUUUCAACCUCUAAGCCUUGAUCUCUGGCUUGGUAACAAACCAAUAGCAACUACUGAACGUACCCAAAAGGUUGAUUGGAGAAAAACCAAUAAAGUAACAGCCGUGAACAACCAAAAGGACUGUGGUGCAUGUUGGGCAUUUAGUUCUGUUGAAAUCAUAGAGAGCAUGGUGGCAAUCCGGAAAGGGGUUCUGGCUCCCCUUAGUGUUCAACAGAUGACUGACUGUGCCAGGUUUGGAAAUCGUGGCUGUCAAGGUGGCAACAUUGAGACAGCAUUAAUGUGGCUAAAAUCGACAAACACAGCUCUUGUCUCUAGUAAAAAGUAUCCACUGACGUGGAAGACAGAAACUUGCAAGCUUACCAAUUCAACUGAAGGUGUGACAAUCAGCAGUCAUGCAACAUAUGGGCUAGUUCAAAAUGAAGAGAAAAUGGUAGACCUUAUUGAAAACCAUGGUCCAGUUGCUGUUGCCAUUGAUGCAACCUUGUGGCAGGACUACCUGGGUGGAGUUAUUCAACAUCAUUGUGAGAUGAACCUCAACCAUGCUGUAGAAAUUGUAGGAUACGAUCUAACAGGAAACGUUCCAUACUAUAUAGUCAGAAACUCAUGGGGCACGGAUUUUGGACACAGCGGCUAUCUUUACAUAAAAAUUGGCAAGAAUGUUUGCGGUAUUGCUACAUCAGUAAGCAUAGUUGAUGUGUAAGGUACAUAUAACUUGCCAUCCUGCUAGAGGCACAGGGAAAAGACAAAACCUACACUUCCAUUUGUUGUUCAUCACUCAUUACUAUUAUAUUCUAUUUACAUGAACAUCAUGAUUCAAUUGCAGCAAUAAAUAUAAAAUUAAUGGGGUUGUAGUGGUUAUAUCAUAUAGGAAAUAUAUGUUAGAUCUGUAUGUAAACUUCGAACCCAAAUUUGAUAAUCGAAACUAAAUUGAUCAAUAGCAAAGCUAUCAUGAUUUUAUAAUUGUAUAAAAGUGUUUAUUGUUAAGCAAAUUACUGAAGCAGAUUCUAUUUUUUAUAUAAAUAUGUACUUUUUGUUUCUAGUGUCUGUUGAUACACUGGAUUGCAUUGCAUUGUGAUUUUUGGAUUGAUAUAUAAGUAUAUUGAUAA